AUGACGGGAGCUCCUAAUCGAAAAAAAAAAAAAUCACACCACGGAGCGAGGCGAUUGGUUGGAGAAAAUGAUAGGGCCGUUAAAGGCAACCGAAGUAUACUGUCGUUCCCGGUAUCAGACAGCGGUCAAGAACCGUUUUCGGAAUAUAAUUGUAGUGAAGAGGAAGACAAUCCGCCCACUUUACCGACUCUUGGUACGGAAUUGAAUUUGCCCCGGAUGACGUUUCACGCUCGAAGUUAAUCGAUAGAUGCCACGAUUAUCCAUCAGAUCCAUAUUUAUUUAUUGAUACCGUAUCGGCACCUCGAAUAAUCAGAACUCUUGUUGAAAUAGGGCCUUGUCAACCUGGUUUUAAUAAUGAUGAUUAUGUUUUUGCAGAAAAUAUGUCCGGCAAACAAUUUUCUUCCAACUGGUACAACAAAGAUGUUAAAUCAGGAACGAGCUGGAAAGGAAAUUGGUUAGUAUAUUCCCCAAAAGCUAACGAAAUGUUUUGUUUUCCUCGCUUUUUGAUUCGAUCUGUAUCUCGGCAUAGUUAUCAAUGGUCUAAUCCUAAUAAAGGUGUUUCUAAUUUCCGUAAAGGAUAUGAAAAAGUUGUUAAACAUGAAAAAUGCAAGGACCACAGAGAAGUAGAAAAUGAAUAUUUAAUUUUAAAAAGUACAAUUUUAAAAGACAUUACUAUCCAACAAAAUUUAAUUAAAGUUCAAAAGUCUCAAAUAGAAUUUAAUCAAAGUGUGUUAAAACGAUUAAUUGGAUUAUCUUAAUUGCUUUCAACAAAUGGUCUUCCAUUUCGAGGACACAGAGAGGACAUUAACCAGGAUACACAAAAUAAAGGAUUUUUUUUUGAAAUAUUUAAACUUGUGUCAAAAUAUAAUGCUGUUCUAGCUAAACACUUGACCGACCCAAACCGAAAUGAGACAUACUUGAGUCCGAAAAUUCAAACUGAUAUACUUAAAUGUAUGGCAGAUAAAACAUUACAUACAAUAUUAAAUGAAGUAAAACAAGUAAAAUAUUUUACAAUUAUUGUAGAUUCGACCAUAGAUAUUGGAAGAACUGAUCAAUUUUCUUUUAGCUUGAGGUUUGUAGACCAACCAGGAGAUAUCAAAGAACAUUUUCUGUGUUUUGAAGAACUACAUAAUACAACUGCAAAUGAUUAUUUUGACAUUAUAAAAAAGUUAAUGGAAGAAUAUAAAUUGGAUAUUUCUUUAUGCCGCCGUCAAGCCUAUGAUGGUGCCAAUACCACGUCUGGACGGUUUUCUGGCCUACAAUCUAAAAUAAAAAAAUAUAUCACCAUUAGCGCUAUAUAUUCAUUGUUGUGCUCAUUAUUUAAAUUCGGUGCUUAUAGAUUCUAA
Molecule: messenger RNA, 1346 nt
Organism: Cinara cedri
Lineage: Eukaryota; Metazoa; Arthropoda; Insecta; Hemiptera; Aphididae
Source: the annotation of a GenBank genome assembly